Pocillopora verrucosa is the source of this 3826-nucleotide messenger RNA. RefSeq names its product ubiquitin carboxyl-terminal hydrolase 7. Gene Ontology annotation, cellular component: cytosol; nucleus. Lineage: Eukaryota; Metazoa; Cnidaria; Anthozoa; Scleractinia; Pocilloporidae. The record is from RefSeq and is a predicted model, not a curated record. Gene Ontology annotation, biological process: protein deubiquitination; regulation of protein stability. Gene Ontology annotation, molecular function: protein binding; cysteine-type deubiquitinase activity.
CUAAGCCAAAUGUCACAAUGGAGGACGAGAAGUAGUUGUAGCGGUAGAUUUAGAUACUUUUCUUUCCAUUGCGAUUGACGAUCACACACUUUGUCGUUAGGUUGUGAAACUGUCGAUGCAAUAAGAAAUAAUCGCCGUGUUUCCCGGCUCGGGAUUUUGGGGCGCAAUUGGCCGCAUAGCUAGUAAACACAUUAAAGUAGUAACGGGGACUCGCUCGUCGAAAAGUCGUCCCAAGAUUUCAAACUGCAAAGUGGAAGAAGAAAGAAUGAAAGCGACGGAAAAUGAAAGUGAUCAGGAGGAAAUGGAUACAAAAGAAGAUGCUGGUGGAGAUUCUACAGUGCCAAAUGGGCUUUCUUCUCCGAGUGAACCGCAGGAUGUUGUGAUGGAAGAGGACACGGCGAGACCUGAAGGAAUAAUUCGUUUCACUGUGCUCAAUUUUAGCAAACUAGACAAGACAACUCUUAGUGACCCCAUAUACGUGAGGAAUUUACCAUGGCGCAUCAUGUGUAUGCCAAGGUAUUCCAGUAAUGACAAAGUCAAAAGUGUGGGAUUCUUUCUGCAGUGUAACCCAGAGACAGAGUCACUAUCAUGGUCUUGCCAGGCUUCAGCAAGACUGACUCUUGUCACUCAACAAGAAGGUGGUGAAGACUUUUCAAGAAAAAUCUCUCACCUCUUCUUUUCAAAAGAAAAUGACUGGGGAUUUAGUCACUUUGUACCAUGGAAUGAUGCUCUUGAUCCUAACAAAGGUUUUAUAAAAGAUGACUCUAUCAUCUUAGAAGUACAUGUAGCAGCAGAAGCUCCUCACGGAGUUGCGUGGGAUUCAAAGAAACAUACUGGUUAUGUUGGACUGAAGAAUCAAGGGGCAACAUGCUACAUGAACUCUUUGCUACAAACUUUAUAUUUUACGAAUAAACUAAGAAAGGCUGUCUAUCAAAUGCCCACAGAGAAUGACGACCCAAAUAGAAGUGUGGCUUUUGCCCUUCAAAGAACUUUCUAUGAGCUACAAAACAGUGAUAAAGCAGUUGGCACAAAGAAGUUGACGCGAUCAUUUGGGUGGGAGACACUUGACAGCUUUAUGCAGCAUGAUGUUCAAGAAUUGUGUCGAGUGUUACUGGAUAACAUGGAGAGCAAAAUGAAGGGAACUUGUGUUGAGGGCACAAUUCCAAGAUUGUUAGAAGGAAAAAUGCUGUCAUAUAUCAAGUGUACAAAUGUGGACUAUGUGUCACAGAGAGAAGAGCCAUUCUAUGAUAUUCAACUGAAUGUUAAAGGCAAGAAAGACAUUUAUGAGUCAUUCAAAGAGUACAUUGCUGUGGAAACUUUGGAUGGAGAUAACAAAUAUGAUGCUGGGGAAUAUGGUCUUCAGGAAGCUAAAAAGGGGGUAAUUUUUGCAAAAUUGCCUCCUGUUCUCCAUCUUCAGUUAAUGCGAUUUCAGUAUGACCCAAUGACAGACACAAAUGUUAAAAUAAAUGACAGAUGUGAAUUUAUGGAGAAGCUUGAUUUAAACCAAUUUCUUCAAGAUCCUGAAGAGCACCCAGGACAGUAUACAUUACAUGCUGUUCUUGUACAUAGUGGAGAUAACCAUGGUGGACAUUAUGUUGUGUACAUUAACCCCAAUGGUGAUGGAAGGUGGUGCAAGUUUGAUGAUGAUGUUGUGUCACUGGCUACUAAAAAAGAAGCAAUUGACAAUAACUUUGGAGGAUACGAGGAUGACAUUACAGUAAAGCAUUGUACGAAUGCGUAUAUGUUGGUUUACAUCAGGGAUAAUGAAAUGAAGGAUAUUCUUGAAGAUGUAGAUGAGUGUACAAUUCCUGAUACACUAGUACAAAGACUACAGGAAGAGAAGAGACUUGAAGCACAGAGAAGGAAGGAGAGACAAGAAGCUCAUUUGUACAUGACAGUGGAUAUUGUGACUGAAGACCAAUUCGCGGGACACCAGGGACCUGAUCUUUUUGAUCCAGAGAAAACCAAAAUGAAGAGUUUCAAAGUUCUAAAAUCAAAGAAACUUCACGAAGUUUUGGCUAUUCUUGCUGAUGGUCUGGGAUACCCAGUGAAUCAAAUUAGACCGUGGCCACUUCAGCCGAGAAGUAACGGCACAACAAGGCCCAGUUUAUUUGACAUAGAAGGAAGUUUGGAUAAAACGCUGGGCCAAAUUGUGGACGGAUCACAGUGGUGUGUAUUCCUAGAAACAAUUGAUCCUGAAGAAGGAAAAGUGUCACUACCAGUCUUUGAUAAGACAAAUGACGUCCUGUUAUUCUUCAAACAUUAUGACCCAGUACAAAAGACUCUAUCCUGUGUGUGUCAUCUUUACACUCCUUUGUCAACAAAAUUUGUGGAUCUCAUUCCUAUGUUAAGUGAGAAAGCUGGGUUACCGCCUGGAACACCAAUAGCCAUGUUUGAGGAAGUGAAAACAACUUACGUGGAGCAAAUCAAGGACCUAAAUGUCUCGUUUGAACGGGGAGUGGAGGAACUCAUGGAUGGCGACAUCAUCUGUUUCCAAAGAUCUGAACCUGAUUUGCUAAGCGCAAGUGAAUUACCCACAGUAGCAGACUAUUUCAGGGAUCUUCACAAUAGAGUGGAAGUCAUAUUUUGUGACAAGAACAUUGUAAAUGACCCUGGCUUUAGUGUGACACUCUCGAUAAGAAUGAACUAUAUGCAGGUUGCCAAGGCUGUGGCAGCAAACCUAGAGGUUGAUCCAAUGAUGUUGCAAUUUUUCAAAGGACAGGCAUAUCGCGACGCACCAGGGAGUGCGCUAAGAUGUACAUAUGAAGGAACUUUGCGGGAUCUUUUGAUUUACUAUAAACCACGGGGACCAAAGAAACUCUACUACCAAAUACUAAGCAUACCUAUCGACCAACUCGAAAACAAGAGACAAUUCAAAUGUAUUUGGGUUGCCAACCAGUUCAAAGAAGAGAGAGAACUCGCUCUCUUUCCAAAUAAAGAUGGAACGGUGGCAGACCUUCUCAACGAAGCUCGGGAACAAGUUGAUUUACAGCCGAAUGGAACGGGGAAACUUCGGCUUCUAGAGAUUAUUAGCUCCAAAGUGUUUAACAUUGUUAACAAUGACGUUCCACUGGAACAUCUCGCCACCCAGUCACAAAGAACGUUUAGAAUAGAGGAAGUCCCCGAAGAUGAAGUAGAACUAGCAAAUGAUGAAAUUUUAGUUCCUGUGGCUCACUUUAAUAAGGAAAUUUAUCAGACGUUUGGAACUCCAUUUUUACUUAGGAUAACUGAUGGAGAACCCAUCAACAAGUUAAAAGAAAGAAUAAAAGAAAAGAUAGACAUUCAAGAAAAAGAAUUUGAAAAGGUUAAAUUCGCAGUUAUUCACAUGGGACGAGCGAUAUACCUCCCAGAAGAAUCGGACAAAAUCGUCUCAGUGAAAGACUUUCUUCCGCAGACACCAGGCGCUCAGAGCAUGAGCAGACCGUGGCUGGGACUGGAUCAUCUCAACAAGGCUCCCAAGAGAUCACGGUAUAGCUUUCUUGAACGACCAAUCAAAAUCCACAACUAGGGAAUGCAUAGCCGUCUUUUUAAAAAAACACCGAUUAUGUUUUUUUUUUAGUGUGAGGAAGAAUUCUCUUGUUUCACAUUAAUAAAUAAUUAUCAAAGGAUUUAGUCAGUGGCUCAAUUGACGUGCUGACGUUACAAUUUGUACAGUUGUAAAGACCUUUUUUGCGCGGCAGUUUUUAGAUUGACUUCGGGAAAAGUUCAUUUCAGUAAAAUGCUUUCAAAGCUUGUGUACUUUACGUGUAAUGUGGUAUCUUGUUGGUAUCAAUGUUCUCUCUCACGCAUCUUUGAGAAUAUCAAAUUAAAAUAAUGCGUUUACUUA